Messenger RNA from Mycosarcoma maydis (corn smut), 897 nucleotides. RefSeq names its product putative translation initiation factor eIF2 subunit alpha. Gene Ontology annotation, cellular component: eukaryotic translation initiation factor 2 complex; eukaryotic translation initiation factor 2B complex; multi-eIF complex. Gene Ontology annotation, molecular function: RNA binding; ribosome binding; translation initiation factor activity. The transcript has a single exon. Lineage: Eukaryota; Fungi; Basidiomycota; Ustilaginomycetes; Ustilaginales. The coding region runs from base 1 to 897 and encodes 298 amino acids. The record is from RefSeq and is a predicted model, not a curated record.
AUGCGUUUCUACAAGAAAGAAUUACCGGACGUCGACGAGGUGGUUAUGUGCCAGGUGCAGCAGAUCGCCGAGAUGGGUGCUUACGUCAAGCUGCUCGAAUACGACGGCGCCGAGGGAAUGAUUUUGCUUUCCGAACUUUCAAGACGUCGUAUCCGAUCUAUUCAAAAACUCAUCCGUGUCGGCAGGAACGAGGUGGUUGUCGUGUUGCGUGUCGACAAGGAAAAGGGCUACAUUGACCUCUCCAAGCGUCGUGUCUCGCCCGAGGAUGUGAUCAAGUGCGAGGAGCAGUUCACCAAGUCCAAGGCGGUGCACAGCAUCAUCGCGCACGUCGCCGGUAAGCUCAGCCGCGAGGUGGAGGAGCUGUACGAUACGAUUGUCUUCCCAUUGCACGAAAAGUAUGGCCACGCCUUUGACGCCUUCAAGCUUGCCAUUCUUGACAUGGACAAGACUUUCGAGGGCAUCCAGAUGGACGAUGACGUGCGCAAGGAGCUGUACGCCAACAUUGCACGACGAAUGACCCCGCAGCCUGUCAAGAUCCGUGCCGACGUUGAAGUCACCUGCUUCGGCUACGAGGGUAUCGACGCCGUCAAGAAGGCGCUCCGUGCAGGCGAGGCUGUCUCGACCGAGGCGAUCCCUAUCAAGAUCAAGCUUGUCGCACCACCCCUCUACGUUCUCAUCACCAACUCGACCGACAAGGUCGGCGGUAUUGCAUUGAUGGAGCAGGCGCUUGAGAAGAUCACCGAAAGCAUCCGUGCCAACGGAGGUGACGUAGACAUCAAGAUGAAGCCCAAGACGGUGUCCGAGGUGGAAGACCAGGAGCUGGAGCAGCUCAUGGCCCAUUUCGAAAAGCAGAAUGCCGAAGUUGAGGGAGACGAGGACUCGGAAGGCGACGACUAA